Molecule: messenger RNA, 2673 nt
Organism: Cylas formicarius (sweet potato weevil)
Lineage: Eukaryota; Metazoa; Arthropoda; Insecta; Coleoptera; Brentidae
Gene: DNApol-alpha50
Product: DNA primase small subunit
Exons: 6
Coding region: 252-1508 (418 amino acids)
Biological process (GO): DNA replication, synthesis of primer
Cellular component (GO): alpha DNA polymerase:primase complex
Source: RefSeq, a predicted model, not a curated record
UUUUAUGAUAGUCUUGCCAUAAUAAUACCAAAAUGGUAUAUACCUAGUUAUGGGACAUAGGUAACAUUCGUUUCUUUUCUUUAGUUUACUCAUUAUUCCUUGAGUUAGCUGUGACGUCAGGAUUACUUCUGUGCUUACCAUAUCUUAAACACACCAAAUCCAUGGACAGAGGAAGAGGUUAAGAAUAACCAAAGGUGAUAUUAUUGGCGGGAAAGUAUCUGUUUCAUGAAAUAAAUUUAGUUUUAGUUAAAAUGACGUCGGAAGAAAACUACUUGGCGGAAUUGUUGCCCCUUUAUUAUAAGCGCCUAUUUCCGUCGCGACAAAUCUAUCAGUGGCUAAGCAACGAUGACACUUUUUCUAGAAGAGAAAUUUCGUUCACACUGAUCGGAGAUAUAUACAUUCGAUUUUUAUCGUUCAAUUCUCAUGAGGAGUUUGUUAAUGAACUGCACAAAAAAUUUCCUUUAAAAAUCGAUAUAGGUGCUGUUUAUAUAACGAAACCAAAAGACAGAACACCACUAGGUGUAUUAACACCUGUGAGUAAAGAACUUGUAUUCGAUAUUGAUAUGACAGAUUAUGAUGAUAUCAGGACUUGCUGUUCUGGAGCAGAUGUGUGUUAUAAAUGCUGGAAAUUUAUGGCAAUUGCAAGCAAAAUUUUAGAAGCGUCCUUGCGAGAAGACUUUGGAUUUAAACACAUUUUAUGGAUAUUUUCAGGAAGAAGGGGUAUUCAUUGUUGGGUAUGUGACGUUCAGGCACAAAAUUUUAAUGACAAUAUUAGGUCAGCAGUUGCUGAAUAUUUACAAAUUGUGAGAGGAGGUGUAAAUACUACUAAGAAAGUUCAGUUGCCCACUAAUAUUCAUCCUUCUGUAAUGAGGGCCUUGUCAAUCAUUGAUCAUUACUUUGUGGAGGCAAUCAUUAAGGAACAAGACAUUCUGGGCACAGAAGAUAGACUAAAUAAUUUUUUGGCGAUUAUUGAUGAAAUUAUUAGAGGAUAUUUUGCGGAUAAUAUGAAAAAAUUUCACACUUCAGAAGAGAGGUGGAAUUCAUUCGAAAGUACUUUCGGUAAUCUCCAACAGAAGAAUCAAGUACCAAGAAAUCUCCGAAACCUGAAGGAGGAAAUUAAACUCCAUUAUUCAUAUCCAAGAUUAGAUAUCAAUGUAACCAAAGGGCUAAAUCACUUAUUAAAAGCCCCAUUUUGCGUACAUCCAAAUACAGGAAAAAUUUGUGUACCAUUUAAUAUCAAAUCGGUCGACCAUUUUGAUCCAAGUAUUGUACCUGAUCUAAGAAUGUUGAUAAAUGAAAUUAAUGAAUAUGAUCAAAAGACCAAGGACCAAGAGCAAACAUUAAUAAGCAAUAAUGAUCAUGAUAUUGCUACAAAUAAAGUUAGAAUUAAGGACUUUAAAAAAACAAGUUUGCUUAAGCCAGUGAUGCUAUUUACAGAAUUUUUAAGAUCAUUGGAAAAGAACAGUAAAAGAAAACGAGAUGAAGAUAUUGAUGAAUCUAUGUUUUAGCAAAAAAAGCUUGUAAAAUGUGACAAUACACCUUCAAAUUGGAUGUUAAUUACCUUAACAGUAAUUAUAUUCACCUCCAAGAAAAUACAGCCAUUGUAAAAUUAGAGAUGAUUAUGAUGAUUAGUUUUCUUGAGCUUGUGAAGAGGAUUUAUGGCAAUACGUACGACAUACGACAGAAGUCCCUAGUCAAAUAACAGAGCUCUCACUCCUCCUAACCGCCAGAAGAGCAACACGUUUGUCUGACACCUUCGUUUUGUAAAGUUUGUCCACUAUAAUGUAAUAAAUUGCCGUUGUAUCGUGUUCUUAAAUGCGCGCCUUAGAUGUAAUAAUUAAGUUAUGAAUAUAUUGAAGAUUUAGGCUUAAAAAAUGUAUUCCUUAUCUUGAUAAAAUAUAAAAAAAUAUAUAUUGUAUACAGAUUGAUUUAGACCUUAGUAGCAGGACUUCAUUGAGCACACUUUUGUUUCUACAGUACAACUUUUUGGAACUUGUUUUUAAAUUGUAAACUUUUAAGUUUUUAUUUCUUUUUGCCUAAAUUAUGUUCACGUUGUUUAUUAUCUGUGUGAUUUUUACACUCACUCUUUGUGUAAUAUAUUUUACAAUUAAGAGGUUUCCCUCUGAAUAAGUAAAUUUGAAGGCUAUGCUUUUUAUAGUGUUUGUUGUACAACUUUUUGGAACUUGUAAACUUUUAAACCCAUUUUAAUUAAAAUGGGGUUUUUUCCUGAUGUCACAAGACUGAAGGUGAUCGACCCCCAACUUCUGGCAAGUUGGGUUCUACCACCUUACCAACGGUCCCAUUCACACUAACAUUUUGUGACAGAUGAGCAUGUCCAUUGCCAGAUUUGUUCAUUUAUUCACUAACUCUCAUUCUCAUUUAUUCACUAAUUCUACAAAUACAAAGAUUAAGAUUGAAAGCGAUUCUUUUCUUGGAAACAGAAUUUUAUUUUGAGUAACUUUUACUAUAUUUUUUAUCUUUCAUAUUCAGGGAAUUAUUUUUUUAAGUUUUGGUUAUUUUCGCCUAAAUUCUGUUCACAUUGUUUAUUAUCUGUGUGAUUUUUCCACUCAUCCUUUUUAACAAUUAAGAAGUUUUCCCCUGAAUAGAAAUUCGAAGGUUAUGCUUUUUACAGUGUUUGUUGAUUUCAACAAAAUGAUAACAAACAAAACUAAC